This is a messenger RNA of Salvia splendens (bonfire salvia), 357 nucleotides long. RefSeq names its product pectinesterase-like. Gene Ontology annotation, biological process: cell wall modification. The record is from RefSeq and is a predicted model, not a curated record. The coding region runs from base 1 to 357 and encodes 118 amino acids. NCBI's taxonomy places the organism in Eukaryota, Viridiplantae, Streptophyta, Magnoliopsida, Lamiales, Lamiaceae. Gene Ontology annotation, molecular function: pectinesterase activity. The transcript is spliced from 2 exons.
AUGUCGGACCGGACCGGGACCGAGACCGUGGUGCAAAGCAGCACGAUCCAGGCAACGAAAGACCUGACGAGCGUGAGCACCUUCCUGGGGAGGUCGUGGAAGGCAUACGCCACGGCCGUGUUCAUGCAGAAUAAUUUCAAUAACGUGAUCGAUCCGAGGGGGUGGAGGCCCUUCGACACAACACCGGACACGGUUUUCUUAGCAGAGUAUGGAAACCGAGGGAGUAGCAGCGCCAGGACUGGGGGUCGGGUGAAGUGGAAGGGAGUGAGGGUUAGUCUUAGCUUGGCGGAGGCGAGAGGCUUCACGGUCGGCUCUUUUAUACAAGGGAAAGAGUGGCUGCCGGCAACACAAUUAUAG